CCGACCGCGUCUCCGAGCCAGGAUGGCCAGCACACGUCCAGAUGUUGAGAAGCUGAGGAUUAUUCUCAUUGGAAAGACCGGAGCGGGGAAGACCUCCACCAUGAACACAUUCCUGGGAAGAGCGGCGGUGAGGAAGAACCCGUUUGUCUCGGACAGAAUGCCGUGCACGACGCAGACGGCAGAGUUUGAAGGCCAAGAACUGGUUUUGGUCGACACUCCUGGUCUGUGCCACACCCUGAUCGAGGAAGCAGAGGUGCUGAACACAAUCACAGCAUCCACCUUUCAGCCUGAUGAGGGUCCCCACGUGUUCCUGUACGUGCACAAGUGGGAGAACGGCUUCAAUCAACACGAUGAGAAACGAGUGCAAGGCCUGAAGAAGAUGUUUGGAGAAGCGUCAGCGCGUUACGUUUUCUUUUUGAUCACACAUGUAGAUGGAGCUGAGGAUAAAAACACCGUCACAAAGUUUAUUAAGAAAGCUGGAUUUAAACCAGAGAACUACACUGUAAUCAACAACAGAGGAGGAAAAGACCAAAAAACGGAGCAACAGAAGCAGCUGAUGGACAAAAUCAAUCAGCUGGUAAAAAAGAACAAGACAAAGAACGAAGAAUUUUACAGCAAGGAGAUGUUCAAAGAACAUCUGGAGCAGCUGAAAGCAGGAAGUCAGGUUGAUGCUGCAAACACAAAGCUGAGCUCUGUGGUGGAGGGCAGCCUAACUGCUGUUCUGGGUGAAGCAUUAACUCAGUUUGUGCUGCGCUUUACCGCCCUGCUGGCAGAGAUGAUUGAUGAAAAACUCUAAGUAUUAAAAAGGCAACAAUGGCUCCGAGCUGCUGAGGCAGGACGGAAAUGAGACUUUAAUUAUGUGACUCAAAGCCUUCAGACUAGUUUCAGAGAAAGAAACAACAUUAAGUAAUAUAAAUAUUAACAUUCAGGCCUGUUUUAAUGCAGCGCUGCCUGAAAGUCAAAGUCUGGUCCUCUGCAUCCUUCGAGCUCAUCAUUACUGUAGAUGAUCAGAUGUUCAUGAUUAAUGUUGAGGAGCAUUUUCCUGAUUGGUGAACCUUGACCUCUCUAACAUUGUUACUUUUACCGCCUUGUUUUGUGUUGUUCCAUCUUUUCUAAAUUAUGUCGUUGCCAUCAAAUUAAA
Messenger RNA from Archocentrus centrarchus (flier cichlid), 1141 nucleotides. RefSeq names its product GTPase IMAP family member 4-like. Gene Ontology annotation, molecular function: GTP binding. The transcript has 2 exons. The coding region runs from base 23 to 796 and encodes 257 amino acids. The record is from RefSeq and is a predicted model, not a curated record. NCBI's taxonomy places the organism in Eukaryota, Metazoa, Chordata, Actinopteri, Cichliformes, Cichlidae.